AUGCCCGAUGUUAUUGACCUGAUCUCCUCAGACCCGCCGCUGCCAGAUGAGUCACGGUCACAGCCGCAACUGCAGCCGGUACAGCGGCCGUCGCGUCAGAUCCCCACGCGACUCUCCAAUUUGGGGAUAUUUUCGUCUGAUUCUUUGGACGUUUCGUUCUUCAAUCACGAUGACAUCUUCGACGAGCCUGCAAAAAAGCGGAGGCGCAGCAACGAGAAUCCGUCGCCUCUCAGACAGACAAGUACGGCUCGCGAAAUGGCCGCGCCAGAGCGACGCCCGUCAUGGCUGUUCUCCGAUGAUGACUUUGGCCUCCCACCUUCGAACCCCGCCAUGCUGAAACGCCCAGUUGGGCGCGAAACAGAAGAAUCAGAUUCAAUUGUCUUCACAUCAUCUGCCCCGCAGCCAGGAUCUAAGCCCAAGCCACCUACACCGCGGAAAUCAACUCACGAGGAUCAUAAUGUGAUUGCACUUGAUGACGACGACGAUAACGAUCCUUUCUUGAAACCCUCUAAGAACAACAAAAACCCUAGUAGGCCCGGAAAUACACAGGACACGAUUGAGGAGUUUAGCGAUCCGUUUGCACUUCCGGGAUUUUCGGACAUUCUUGAUGUUGACGACGAGCCAGAGCCGCCAACCUCCAAUACCGUCUUUUCUAGUAAGACUGCUAAGCUGCUUUCCGGUCUGAGAGCAAACAACGCAAAAUCAAGGCCAAAGUCUACAUCUCGGUCCCAGAAGUCCCAAGCCGGCACAGUGGGAGGCAUGUCGUUAUCUGAUUUCUCGGACGGCGUCGAAUUGGAGGAACCUGUGGAGCCACGACGGGCUCCAAAGAAGUCGACGAAACUCCCACCCGAAGUGAAAGAGGCCAGGGCUAGGGCAAGAGCUGAAGCCAAAGUGCAAAAAGAGUUGGACCGGGAGCAGGAGAAGAAGCGAAAGCAGAAGCUCAAAGAAGAGAAGGCUAAGGAAAAGCAAUUGGCAGCGGACAUUUCGGAGGUGAACAAGGCAAAGGUAGAUAAGAAAGAUUCUACGCCGGAGAUGAUCAUAGACAUGGCCAGCUCCAUGGAAGGCACUAACGUUGGCAACCAAACGAUCGAAUUCAUGAAGCGGCUGGGAGUUGAUCACAAUUUCGUCCCGGGGUCGAUCUCUAAUGUGGUCAAAUGGCGCCGAAAAAGGAACGCGAGAUACAACGAAGCUGCAGGUCACUGGGAACCAUGCGCAUUCCACAUUCAAGAAGAGAAACAUGUCUUGUGUUUGGUUCCCGCACAAAACUUUGUUGACAUGGUGAUUCCAGCGCCAGAUGGCGAGGAUCGAGACACCUUAGAGUUGCACGUUCUCCGACUCAAAAGUGCUUAUCCAAAUCAUACGGUCAUCUACUUGAUCGAAGGCUUGACUGUCUGGAUGCGCAAGAACCAAAACUCUCGUAAUAGGGCUACGGAGGACCCCACCACGUCCCGUGGUCGCAAUAAAAAGACCAAGAAGAAACCAGAGACCACUCCACCCGUCGACGAUGAUACGAUUGAGGACGCCCUUCUGGCCCUACAGGUAACGCACUCUUGUCUUAUUCAUCACAGCAACGCACCGGCUGAGUCGGCCGAGUGGAUCAAGAACUUCACGGAACACAUUUCCACCAUUCCGUAUCGUCGCGAACGCAUGGAAGGCAACGACGCCGCAUUCUGCAUGGAUGUAGGUCAGGUCAAAUCUGGCGAGGAUAAGCUCGAUACGUUCGUGAAGAUGCUUCAGGAAGUGAACCGUGUCACGGCUUCAAUGGCGUACGGGAUCACGAACCAAUACCCCAGCGUCACCAAUCUCGUGAGGGGCAUGCGCAUCCAUGGGCCCACGAUGCUAGAAGAUGUCAAAAAAUCGGCGAACAAGAAUGGCGCUCUUACCGAUGCUCGUGUGGGCCCCGCCGCCAGUAAGCGCUUGUACAAAGUAUUUACAGGGCUGGAUCCGACAUCCACUGAUGUCUAG
This is a messenger RNA of Penicillium maclennaniae, 1965 nucleotides long. RefSeq lists its product as uncharacterized. The transcript is spliced from 3 exons. Gene Ontology annotation, cellular component: nucleus; Holliday junction resolvase complex. Lineage: Eukaryota; Fungi; Ascomycota; Eurotiomycetes; Eurotiales; Aspergillaceae. Gene Ontology annotation, biological process: mitotic intra-S DNA damage checkpoint signaling; double-strand break repair; replication fork processing. The coding region runs from base 1 to 1965 and encodes 654 amino acids. The record is from RefSeq and is a predicted model, not a curated record. Gene Ontology annotation, molecular function: nuclease activity; DNA binding.